This is a messenger RNA of Rhodofomes roseus, 1326 nucleotides long. RefSeq names its product ribonuclease H2, subunit B. Gene Ontology annotation, cellular component: ribonuclease H2 complex; nucleoplasm. Lineage: Eukaryota; Fungi; Basidiomycota; Agaricomycetes; Polyporales; Fomitopsidaceae. The transcript has 8 exons. The record is from RefSeq and is a predicted model, not a curated record. The coding region runs from base 222 to 1235 and encodes 337 amino acids. Gene Ontology annotation, biological process: RNA catabolic process; ribonucleotide metabolic process.
GCCCACGGCGUCGCGUACGUCCAAACGCCACCAUACGCAAGUAGCAACAAACAAACGAGACGCGUUUGCCGCCACAAGCGCGUCGCUCCUGCCGGUGUCCACUCUCCCCAAACUCUCCCUUCCACACUUUCCGCCGACCGCAGGGCUUUUGGUCUUGCGAUACUCAUAUCGAACCGAAAGCCACCGAUAUUCUUGCAAAGUAUUUGUUGCGAACAGCUGCAAUGAGCCGCCAUGUGGCCAUUCUCCCGAACGACAUCCUCCAGACCAUAGUGACAAAGUUGAACGAUGAUGCCGAUCGAGGAAUUAGUAUGCAGGCGGGGGCCCGGUUCCUUCGACUACCUCAUCCUCGUACUGGAUUGCCUGCGUUGUUCCUUCCCCACGAGCUGCCCAACAAGACAAAUUCAAUGAUACUGGAAGUGCAGGCUGUGGCACCUCCCAACCAGCGGUCGUGGUUCAUGCCAGAAGGCGAGGUCGUGAAGGAUGGACAGCUUCUUGUGCUCACUCCAGUAGACCCCGUCUUUCUUCUUAUACCCCUGUUACGCAGCUCAUGUUCGACCAAUGAUGUCAUGAGUAACUUUCGCUCGGCGGAGGACCUCUUUGAGGCGGCGACGUCAACGCUUCUCCAGACUUUGGGAAACGAACAGUCCGCUGGGCAGCCGAUACCUUACUCGUCGGAUGACUUGCUGCGCCUUCUGUCUUUCAAAUGUGUAGACGACGCAAUGAAGCGAAUUUGUGAAGUCAAAGAGAUCACCGCAGAAAUCAUCGUGUAUCGCUACUCGCAAGAGAAGACGAUGAAUUAUUUCAAAGCUAAAGUUGGCCGCCUAGCCACACCAUCGGUCUGCGAGAUGUCAUCAACCGUUGUACGUCAAUUGGCGAAGGAUGGUCUUAUGGACGACGGCAAAGAGGACUUACUAGGCCCCGCACGAAUCAAGGCCGCCUGUGAAAUGCUUUCCCAAUAUCUCUCAAGCGAUAUGUAUACCACCCUGUUAGCAUCAUACGAUUUCGAUGCGCUUCACGCCCAUAUCCAGUCUAUACAGGCUGAGCGGGCUGUCUUUGCGGAGGACAGCGCGCCGGCGCCCAAGGCUAAACGAGGGAAAACACAAACCCAGAAUGGCGAGGCAGCUGAGAAAAAGCGAAAAGCUCCAGCUAAAGGUUCGAACGGCGUGGAGAAGCUGAAGAAAGUAAACGUGCAGGGGAUGUCGAAGAUAUCCAGCUUCUUUCAGAAGCCCAAGUAGCGUGUUCAGACCACUGUCAUGUCAUGUUUUGACGCGUGUAUUUUAUAUUUUGUCUUGCUUUGCAUACCAAUGGUGAGUGAGUAUACCUUUC